AUGGAGGUCGGCAUAAUUGGUUCUGGGAUCAUUGGGCUCUUAUCUGCUUUAACCCUCACAGAUGCAGGCUACAGGGUGACCAUUAUUGCGAGAGACUUGCCGGGUGAUGAGACGCAGGACUGGGCAAGCCCUUGGGCUGGUGUAUCAAUCUAUCCUCAUCCAGAUGUCGGCGGCCAUUCUCUCCAGACCGAGAAUUUCAAAUACUUCUGGGCUCUAGCUCAUAGAGAUCCGACCAGCGGUGUUCAGGUUGUCAAAGCAACUGAGUACUAUGACGAUCGUGAUGACGAUUCGUCUAUUUGGUACAAAACUAUGGUGCCGCGCUAUCGCCGCAUCGCCAGCCACAACCUUCCUGAAGGGGUCAAACUUGGUUUCACAUACACCUCAAUGACAAUCAAUCCUCAGUUUCUUUUGCCAUGGAUUCAAAAGCAGCUUAAAGACCGUGGUGUGAAGUUCAUUCGAAGGACGCUUAGUUCCAUCGAGGAAGCGAAGAGGAUCAUUGGAGCCAAAUUUAUGGUGCAUGCAUCGGGACUCGGUGCAUUCACUCUUGCGAACGACAAGAACGUUAUGGCUAUCCGGGGCCAGACCAUGUUUGUCACAACAGACUUCGAGGAGUUGAAGAUGCACCAAGGCUCACACUAUACCUAUGUUAUUCCUCGGAUGUUCACCCACGGUGCAAUUAUCGGUGGAGUAAGCCAGCCUGGAAGCUCAGACCGCAAUGUAGAUGAAAGUCUGCGUUCUGACAUUCUUCGACGUGUCGGAAAGCUUACAGAGGGAAAAAUUGGCGCGAUCGAUUUGGAAACUGAUGUCCAGAAGGACAUAGUGGCGUUUCGGCCUGGCCGAAAGGGUGGAUAUCGUCUAGAGACCGAUGGCCAUACAGUCCAUGCUUAUGGGUUUGCUGGGCUAGGAUACAUCUUCAGUUAUGGGGUAGCCCUGAAAGUCAGGGAGCUUGUGGACUUGGUUGCUUGUCCUGAUAAAGCUCGCAGCCGCCUUUAA
Molecule: messenger RNA, 993 nt
Organism: Penicillium brevicompactum
Lineage: Eukaryota; Fungi; Ascomycota; Eurotiomycetes; Eurotiales; Aspergillaceae
Product: FAD-dependent oxidoreductase
Exons: 3
Coding region: 1-993 (330 amino acids)
Molecular function (GO): FAD binding; D-amino-acid oxidase activity
Source: RefSeq, a predicted model, not a curated record